Molecule: messenger RNA, 1326 nt
Organism: Lingula anatina
Lineage: Eukaryota; Metazoa; Brachiopoda; Lingulata; Lingulida; Lingulidae
Product: aromatic-L-amino-acid decarboxylase-like
Source: RefSeq, a predicted model, not a curated record
AUGGAUGCUGCAGAGUUCCGUGUUCGUGGGAAAGAAAUAGUAGACAUGGUGGCUGAUUACUUAGAGAAUGUGCAGAAACGUCCGGUAUAUCCAGCAGUGCAGCCCGGAUAUAUGCGCCAGCUCCUUCCGGAAGCUGCCCCAGAAACUGCUGAGUCAUGGGAGGACGUUAUUGGUGACAUAGAGCGGGUAAUUAUGCCUGGGGCAGCCAAUCCGGCAUGCACGGAACUGGAGAUGAUUAUGAUGGACUGGUUGGGGAAGAUGCUGGAUUUACCAGAGCAGUUUCUAUUCUGCUCUGGAGGCAAAGGGGGCGGGGUCAUUCAGGGUAGCUCCAGCGAAACCACGUUGAUUUGCUUGCUAGCUGCUAGGAAUCAAGCCAUUCUCAGAGAGAAGGAAGCAAACCCUGCUCUUUCGGAGGCUGACAUCAUGGCAAAGAUGGUGGGGUACUGUUCAGAUCAGGCCCAUAGUUCAGUGAUACGUGCUGGUCUGUUUGGGGCAGUAAAGAUCGUCCUGCUCCCCACUGACGAGCAACAAUCCCUACGUGGCGAAACAUUGGCGCAUGCUGUACAGAAAAGCAAGGCAGAGGGAUUGAUACCAAUCUUUGUUUGUGCCACGCUAGGAACGGCCUUCUCCUGUGCUUUUGACAACAUUGAGGAACUUGGCCCAGUGUGCAGCAGAGAGCGGAUGUGGCUCCAUAUAGAUGCUUCUUAUGCUGGCAGUGCUUUCAUUUGCCCCGAGUUUCGAUAUCUGCUCAGUGGGGUACAGUUUGCAGAUUCUUUUAAUGUCAGUCCUCACAAGUUGAUGAGAGUGACAUUUGAUUGUUCAGCAUUAUGGUUAAAAGACAGCAGCAAACUAGUUAAUACAUUCAAUGUGGACUCUGCACUUCUGAUGCAUCAUGAUGGCGAGGGGAAGAUUACAGACUACAGGCAUUGGCAGAUUCCUCUGGCUCGAAGAUUCCGCUCCUUAAAGCUGUGGUUUGUUCUCAGGUUACAUGGUGUAAAUGGACUACAAGAGUACAUCAGACAGCAUGUUAAAUUUGCACACGAGUUUGAGACGCUAGUCCUGACAGAUAGAAGAUUUGAAAUUGUUGGCCAAGUUGUCCUUGGAUUGGUGUGUUUUAGACUCAAGGACUCCAAUGCAGUUAAUGAACAGCUACUACAAAGAAUUAUUCAAGAUGGCCGGAUACACCUGGUUCCCUCUAAAAUAGGGAAUACUUAUUUCCUACGCUUUGUUGUGUGCUCUCCAGAUGCAGGGUCAAAGAACGUGCAGUUUGCUUGGGCUGUAAUUACAGAGCUAGCCACCGAUUUGUUGAAAGAUAAAAAGUAUUGA